AUGCGCGGACGCGGAGCCGCUCGAGGAGGAAGAGGAGGCAGAACACCGUCGGCGCCAUGGAGCCGAUUGAAGCCCGUCGAGCUCGACCCCCUCGAGUCCAUGGGGCUUCCCUCCAAGGGAGACAACAGAUUGCUUGACUCCAAGACGCAAGAACGCUACUACACCAAGAUCGUCGAGCGCUACAUGACCUUCUGCUCCGAUGCUGGCGAGCGCGACGAACUCCUUCGUCGGUUCGCAUCGCUUGACCUCUCGUCCAAAAAGGAGACUGCCUCCUCGAAACCUACCGGCAAUACAUCCAGAGAUGCCUCUCAACAUGCGCCGCCGAGGCCCUCAAUGGCGGCUCCUGCCACCGUUCCGAACAAUACGAAAGGACUGUCUGAUGUUCUGUCGGCGCUUAGGAAGCUCCGCGAGGGCAUCGUGGCCUCCAAGCGCAUGGACGACUUCGCGAUCCAAACAUACCUCUUCUGCAUCCGGCUAUCCGUUCUGGUCAAACAUCCUGAAUCCUACCACCCGGCCAUACUCCACCUGCUGCGUCGGAUACAGCCGUUCCAUAGCAUGACCACGGUUGAGAUGAGCGAGGUGGUGGGCUAUCUGGUCCUCGAUACAGCUUGCAGGCGCAAUGACUUGGGCGAGGCCUUCGCGCUGCGCCACAGAUAUCGACUGAAAGACACCAAGGUCGAUGGUGUUCUCGACGCAUUGGCGCACGACAAUUAUGUUGAAUUCAACCGGUUGAAGAGGAGGGUGGACGGGCACAGGGCGAAGCUGCUUGAAUACGCAGAGGAGGGGAUGCGGAAGCACGUGCUGAAGUGCUUCGGGAGAACCUAUCUAAGUGUUGACCUUGAAUUUCUGGAGACAUGUACGGGUUCCCCAUGGGCGCGACUUACCACGGAGAACGGCGUGGGCUGGGAACUGGAGGGGGGCAAGGUCAUCAUUAGGAGGGUCAAGGCACGGUGA
This is a messenger RNA of Anthostomella pinea, 954 nucleotides long. The record is from the annotation of a GenBank genome assembly. NCBI's taxonomy places the organism in Eukaryota, Fungi, Ascomycota, Sordariomycetes, Xylariales, Xylariaceae.